Molecule: messenger RNA, 3578 nt
Organism: Scophthalmus maximus (turbot)
Lineage: Eukaryota; Metazoa; Chordata; Actinopteri; Pleuronectiformes; Scophthalmidae
Gene: rftn1a
Product: raftlin, lipid raft linker 1a
Exons: 10
Coding region: 327-2420 (697 amino acids)
Source: RefSeq, a predicted model, not a curated record
GGAGGAGGAGGAGGAGGAGGAGGAGAGGUCGCGAGUGAGCCGCCCUCUCUGCGCACACGCGGCUGACGGACGGGGGAGAGGAGGACGGGAGCGUUUCACCGUGACAGUCAGUCAGUCUGUAUGUCUGUAUGUCUGUCUGUGAUUUCUUAAUGGAGCUUUCGUGUUUUCUCCCCAUUGGAUCGCGGUAUCAGGAGCUGCGCGUCUCAACCCCUGCUGCAGCCGCGACGGGGACAGGACCGUGAAGGCACCGGAGGGAGGGACGCACAACCGACUGACUCGGCCCUGAAGACACUUCCAAUACAGACUGGGAUCGAUUUCACUGAGACAUGGGGUGCAGCCUCCCGAAGCUGCGGAAGGCAGAAGAGAAGCGAAGUCCAGGCAAUAUCUACUCCACUCUCAGACGGCCUCAGGUGGAGACUAAAGUGGGUGUGGCGUACACCUACCACUUCCUGGAUUUCCUUUUGGGGAAAGAAGAGGUGCCGGUGUCGUCGGUGCUGUGUCUCUCCUCGGUCCGGGAGCUGCCGGUUCAGGUCAGGGAACUCUACGCGCAGGGUUUCGUCCUGGUCGCCCUCCACCCGUUCGUUCACCCCUGCGGCCCUCGCCACGCGCACAUCCAGCGCCAGCUUCACCGGGCGGUGCUGGUCCGAGAGACGCCAAGUUCAGAGAAAAGCCAACUGAGGUGGUCGAGACAACGUCUGGAGACCGAUGUGUGUGUGGCGGGUCAUCAGACUGCUGACCCAGAGGUGAUCCAGAGCUACGUCAAGAGGAUCCAGGAUGUAGCAGAGCAAGGGGUGAUGUUUGUGGGCUUCCUCCAGCAGCCUGGUGGUGGACCCUGCUUCCUGGGCCAGUGGGACCCCGAGGAGCUGUCAUCCUUACAUUCGAGCCCUUCGCCCAUUCACAGACACCCCUUCAGUGCCGGCACCAGCCCAACAGAUCAGACGCAACCAGAUCAAAGUGGCGUAGGACCAGGCGAUCGCCCCUUUGAACCUCACGAGUUAGAUCAUGAGAGCGUCGAAUGUAACGCACAGCCUUUGGUGCCCAGAGAACUGGACUUCAGCCCUCUGAAACCCGCCCAGACUUCAGAGCUCGGCGCAGAUGAGUCGAGUGAACAAAUUCAGACGACGCAGAUCAUUUUGAAAGAGUCGCUGGAAUCAACAAACCCACCUCAACAUCCCAGUGAACCUGGCGUAGAUGUGGUUCAGUGGUGUCCAAGUCAGAACCCAGCGGAGACCCAGGGGAGCCAGCUGCGUCUCGGACAGCUGGGGCGCAGUCCGCCGGAGCGCAGGGACUCCACAGAGAAACAGUUCAACCUUCUGAACCAGAGAGAGCGACGAGGCUCCAACUCCGAUGGCCGGCUCAGCUCUCCAGAACUCGAACGCAACCACGAGAAAAAGUCCAGCUCUCUCCGUGCAGAUAGACGAAGCAGGGAGACGACACACAACAACAACAACCACAUUUGUCUCAAGAGUUCCGAGAAAGAUAAGAAUGCAACCUCACCACCAGCACAAGGGCGGAUGCAGCUCUUCGCCCUGUACAACCACACAGGGGAGCUGAACACGUCUCUGAGGUUCUACUCGCUGAGGGUGCCACUCCAAGUGCAAAAGGAAGCGGGGCUGACCACGGAAGUGGACGCGCACUGGCUUGACUACAUGACUCAGCAUUUCACCAGCGGCGCGCGCCUCAUCGACGGGUUCUUCCACCUGGGAGAUGCUAACGACAACGGGGUUUCAUCUGUGGACAGUGUGUUCAUCUUCCAGAGCGCCGCGGAGGAGAUCGCAAACGCCUCCUACGAUGCUAUUGUGGUUGAGCAGUGGACCAUUGUCGAUGGUGUGGUGGUCAAGACGGACUACAUCCCAUUGCUCCAGUCUUUAGCUCCGUACGGAUGGAGGCUAAUGUGUGUGUUACCCACGCCUAUUGUCAAGACCAACAGUGACGGGAGUUUGUCAACCAAGCAGAUCCUCUUCCUUCAGAGACCUGUUUUGCAACGCAAGAGAAAAGACUUCAAGAUGCUGAACCUCAGGGGUCGCAGCAAGGCAAAGAAGAGCUCUGUAGGAGAAGAGGAGAGGGAGACGAGGUCCCCCGUGACGGAGGCCGAGAUGUACAGGUUUAGAAGAAACACUAAAGAGGAGGAAGCAGAGGCGAGGAAGCGGGGGGAUAGCGGAAGGAGCGAGAGUGCGAGCCCUCGAGAAGAGGACACGGGACAUCAGAAGGGCUCCGUGUUCCUGUCGGGGAGCAGGGAUUCUGUUGAUGAUGAUGAUGAUGAUGAGGAGGAGGAGACUGACAUUGACAAGAUCCCUCUGUCCCAGCAGGAGAAGUCUGUGAGACGGACAGACGGGUGUCAGAGAGAUGACGGAGGCGUCAGGGAGGAGGCGAAGGCGGAAGAGCGCAUCAAACAGCAGCUGUUUUCUGGCGUCUGUUGAGACACUGGGCACAAAACGGUCUCGACUUUUUGUGGACAUUCAACAUGUACUCAAUCAAAUAUCCUGUAUUUAUAUCACGCACUGUUGCUAACGCUUCAAUCUGCUCUGUUCAUGAUGCGAGUCUAUCAGCCUAUACAGUAGCUUCUGUAAAUAGGAAAGUGUUGUGCAGUUUUUUCUGCUUUUGGGUCAGUGUUGCUUUGUGAUGUGUUUAUAAGAAAUGAGACAGUACAGGACUCCUCAGUACAACCCAGGACGAGUCUCCAGUCUUAAGCCUUAAGUAUUAUUUCAUUGCCCAUCGUUGUAUUUUACUACUUACUUGUAAUAUGACUGUUAGAGAGGAAGUAUUGAUUUCGCCGGGCUCAUUGUAUUUUUAUAUGUAAAGUAUAAAUUGAGGCAGAACUAGGGGGAAAAAAGUAACACAAAGUACUGAAGAGCUCAAUUGAUAAAUCUGCAUUUGCUAAUUUUAUCUUAAUAUAGAUGUCAGUAUCACAAUAUAUGUUGGCCAGUAAACAAAGUUUUAGUACUAAUGAGCCAAAGAUGUUUGAGGUAAUUCACAAACCCUUGAGUUUGUUAUGAAAUUUUAGGGGGUAUAAUAAAAAAAAUUGUGUAAAAUUUUGAUUGUGUUAUGGCCGAAACAAAUGACAAUUAAUAAUGCAUUAUCAGCCAUUGAGAUGUACGCAGUACAUUUUACUGGAUCUCUUAAUGUUAAAGGGUCAGUUCGUGGAUAUUUUGUCAUUAGCUCUAUAAUGUAAACUAGCUGAUGGAAAGUUUAGGUUUUUUUCGAACAGGCUUUGUGAUGUGUCUGAGAUUUCUGUCUCAGUCAUAAUAUGAUGGAGGUGAAUUUGAGUAAAUUAAUAUCAACAUUUUUCCAGAAGCGAUAUGCCUGUUUCUCUGAUUUAUCCACGUUGUCUAUUUUAUUUGGGCUGGCUUCAAAACCUGGCCACAUCAAACCAAAAUGAUCUGUUUGGCAAAAUACUACAGUGACAAAAAUGGUUUAAUUUGUAAUUUGAGUUUACUGGCCCUUAAGGGUUUCCUCUUCCAGCGGAUAUUUGAAAUCAGCCGAUUGUUACUUAUUUCCUGGACCACCUGUGUUGUAGGUAGUGAGAUGAGCCUUCAUACGAAAGAGGAGGUGAAUAAAGUGUUAAAAAACAGGCCCGA